Molecule: messenger RNA, 1602 nt
Organism: Ramularia collo-cygni
Lineage: Eukaryota; Fungi; Ascomycota; Dothideomycetes; Mycosphaerellales; Mycosphaerellaceae
Product: related to maltose permease
Exons: 8
Coding region: 1-1602 (533 amino acids)
Biological process (GO): carbohydrate transport; transmembrane transport
Cellular component (GO): membrane
Molecular function (GO): carbohydrate:proton symporter activity
Source: RefSeq, a predicted model, not a curated record
AUGAGUGACUUGAAGGAUGACAUGAAGCAUGCAGAGUACAGGGUGGAAGAUACUUCCGAUAUCAAUGCGACGGAGACAUUGGAGACCAAGUUUGCAUCUUUGGGCCGAUGGCAAGCCGCGAGAGUCUUUUGGAAGGCCAUGCUCUUCUGUAUGAUAUUGAACUGGGCAGCAUUGAACGAUGGUUUCCAACAACAAGUACCCGGCAACAUCAUUCCCCUACCAGCAUUCGUCAGACAAAUGGCGGACACGGUUGUAGAUGGCAAGCCUGCCAUCAGCGCUACAACUGUAUCCUUUUGGCAGGGUUUUGCGGAAAUGUCAAAGAUGGUGGGAAUGUUUGCUGGGGGAUAUUUUGCCGACAAGCUCGGGCGCAAGAGAGCAAUGAUGGUUGCCAUUGCAAUCCUCCUCGCGGGAUCAGUGGCUGAGAUUGCCUCCAACGACUGGCAGAGCUGGCUCGGUGCUGCGGUCCUUGUCCGUCUUGGUGUCGGUCUUGCCCAGUCMAUUCUGGUCACUUAUAUUUCAGAAUUGGCGCCCUUUCAAAUCCGUGGACUCAUGAUCGGUGCCUAUCAACUCAUGCUUGCGUUUGGCCAAUUGCUAUGCGCAGUGGCAGCACAACUGGUCCAGGUCAACAGGCCGAAUGAAUGGAGACCCCUGAUUGCGACCGAAUUCAUCUUUACUGGUAUCCUGAUCCUCAUGAUUUGGGCAGUCCCAGAGUCCCCGAUCUACCAUGCACGUAAUGGAGACGCGGAGCGUGCGAAGCGGUCGAUGAAACAACUCUACGGUGGCAUUGAGAAUUUCGACAUCGAGUACGAAUACCGCGUGAUUGAGCACGGUAUUCAGGCUGAGAUGGCGCUCAUCCUCGCUUCGAAAGAAUCUUCAUUCUUGGACAUUUUCCGUGGUACCAAUUGGCGUCGAACCGUGGCUGGAGCCGUGGGUAUCUGCACUCAGUGGGCGGCAGGUGCUCCGAUCGUAUUCAGCUACUCCACGUACUUUUUCGAGGUUGCCGGGAUGAAAGAUCCCUUCAUCGUUAGCAUAUUGACAUUCGUUCUGCUGAUUAUUUCAAUCUCCUGUUCAUUGGUCGCCUGCGAGUACAUCGGCCGACGUCCUCUCCUGAUCGGCGGCUGUGCUCUUAUGUGCAUCUUCAAUAUUGGAUUGGCUACUUCCGGAAUCUUCAAGACCAGUGGUGCAGAUAAAGCCGCCCUCGCGUGCUUGCUCAUAUGGGUCUUAUGCUACGGCGCUUCAGCCGGUCCGAUCGGAUUCGUCGCUGCUGGAGAGACCUCGACUCCUCGUCUGCGGGCUCAAACCACCUCCUUUAACUUGGGUUGCUAUGGUGCCGGCUUCGUUGUGUUCCAGUGGACAAUCUCCUACAUGAUCAGUCCAGAUGMUGCAAAUCUGGGUGUCAAAGCUGUCUAUGUUUGGGCUGGCCUGCUAGUACCCACAACAGCUUUGCUCUGGUUCUUCUACCCGGAGACCCAAGGACGGACAUACUGGGAGUUGGACGAGCUAUACCAACGUAAUAUCCCAGCGUGGAAGUUCAAGGAAACCAAGACCUUGUCCGAGAGUAGUGGGCAGAAGGCAGUACCACGGCGGAGGAGCGUCGUUUAG